UCCACCACAACUGGUGUUAUUGGUGGGUACUGUGGGAGCAGAAAGUUGGACAAGACUUUUUCGGUUUUUCGGGACGAAAUGGCUUCACAGCCGUCCCAGAGACCUCGUCGAAAUGCUUCGCCUGCAUCGAGCUCCAAACUACAACCUAUGCGGGCUACUUUACCAUUUUCGCUGAUAUCUCCCACCAAUCCGAGUACUACUCGCGGAAAUGGACUACGAAGACCAAGUCCAUCUUCUUCGCCAGUUCAUGGGAAUGAAAAUGGCCUUAAACACCGAAGAAGUUCUCCUGAAACACGUGGGUCUCCUGAGCAUCGUCGUAGUCCUUCUUCUCCAUCUUCGAGCUCGAAAGGUGAGAGAAGUAAACUGUCAAAAACUAGUUCGAGCUCCAUAAGAAGAACGUCCUCUUUAGACGCCAUUUCACCUUACAUGAGUGGACAGUGGCCGAAAGACGUUGGAAAUUACGGUCCGAGUGUAUGCCACAAAUCAACUCAGACACCAGUUUGGGAGGAGGGGGAUAGUGAGGAUAAUUUAGGAACAAGAAACAAGAGAUCAAAUUCCCUGGGAAGUGGAGACCAGAAGAUUAAAGAGAAAUUGAAACAACAUCUCCAGCGUACAAAGCAAGGCAGUAAAUCAAGCCAUACAUAUGGCCGCCAGUCUCCACUUCAUGGUGAUCAUACAGCAAUUCCAGCAAGCCGGCUGCCUCAGUCAAUUCCUAUUUCAAUCCCUUUGGGUCCAAGACCAUCAGAAGGACCUCAGAAAAGAAGCUUGGAGGGCCUAAACUCUGAAAUUCAGAAAAUUGUGUUGAAAGAUGCUCCAAUAGAAAGGACAACAGAACAUGUUCCCGAUGGACGAAAAGCCCCUGUAUUUGAGGUGCUGUCUGGGGCUUCUUUUCGAACAGUAGACAAUCAGACUCAGACCCCCUUUAGUAAUCAAGAGGGGCACGAUAGCAGUGGCAGUGGUAACAGCAGUAGCAGAAGCCAUUCUGCUUCCCCAACCUACCCCAUUAUGGCAGGGGCAACUGAUUCAAGGCCCUCAUCAAGAUGUUCCUCAGGAGGUGCUGCUGAUGCUGAAGAAAAUGUUUCUCCUGAGCUGCCCACAGGGGGUCCUAAAUAUGCCUCCUCACCAAAGCCUAAUAAUUCUUACCUGUUUGCAAGGGAGCCUCCUGAUGGAGCAGAGAAAGUCCCAUUGCAUGUUGAAGACACCGACAAGAGUGCAUCACCCCAGAUUUAUGGCCCAGAUAAGUCAAAGGUGAAAGUUCUAACCAUCUCAAAAGGAUCAGCAUUUACUGCCUUUUCUUUACCUACCCUACCCUCCCUUCCCAAGAUGGCUGUCACCUCUCCAGUAUCUGGAAACCAACAGCUGCCACAAGUGGAGGCCUCACAGUGAUAAGAACUGCAAGGGACUUGAGCAAGCAACAAACUGUUCAGCCAUUAAACUUGACUAAUCUAAAAAAAAAAAAAAAAAAAAAAGAAAGAAAUAUUAACUAAAAUCACUAAUUUAUUGCCUUAUAAGCGUUAAAAAUGACUACAGGGUUCUUCUAAGGUUUCUACUCUGACUCCUGUGCAUAAACACAUUUAAUUAUUAACAUAUUUGCUUGAAUUGUUCUGACGUACCUGUUUUACAAAAAGUUGAUAUUUUGAGCAACUUGUUUGGUUUGAGGAAGCAGGUGGGGGUGGGUGUUUUGUGUUUCAAUAGAGAAGAACUUGUGGAAAAAUUUUGCUUGGAUGUGUUUAUUUUAUUUUAUUUUUUUUUAUUUUUCUCCACUGUAUGACAAUGGCUUGUCUACAUGGCUGGCGUUUCUUUUCCAGAGAUCAGUGUGUGUUCUCAGUUGUGUUGUAUGGUAGUGAAGUCUGUAAGGUCCAGUUUAUCGAGGCAUCUGAUGCUAAAGAUCUUUAAACAUUAUUUUGUCUCAAUUGAACCCUCUACCUCACUCAGUCUUGAUUUUGAUUCUUUGCAAUGUCUUUCACACAUUUCUUAUAAAUUGUAAUCUGAGAGUUUGGUUUUAGGUAUACAAUCUCCUAUUUUAUUUUUUUCUUACUUUUCAUCACCUGCCUGCUUGCAAAUGUAGAUACAGUGUAAGAAGGUAUUUUAUUUUAGUUAUUCUUGGGAGUGAAAGGAUAAAGGGAUGGUUUGAUAUUUUUGUUAGUUCAAAUGUUUUGGACCAGUCCUGACAAAAGUAUGAAAAAUAUUGGUCAAUAUUUAGGAGAGAAGGGUAUUCUUGUGAUGCAGCAUUUGACUUGGUGUUGAGACAAAAAUGUAAAUGAUGGCUCUGGUUUGAUUUUCUAAGCUUGAAUAUUUUUAAGAUUCCUCUUUAAAGUGUAUUUCUAACUUGUUGCCAUUGUUUACACAAGAGGUUUUUUCCAUAUACUUGUUUUGCAUGUUAAAGUUCUCUAGUUUCUCUUUUUUUUUUAACAAGUCCGAUGUAGUGCUGGUAUUUUGAAGCUUUCUUAAUCAAAUUUUAUAUGUAUAAAAAAAAAAAGGAGCAAUCACCCUUGCCACAGUAUUGUUAAGAGGUGUUUGAGCGUGUGAAGAUUGUAUAUUAUGGUUUUCAGUUAUCAUGUUGAAAAAGUGUAUUAUAUUGAUAGAUUUAAUAUUAAGUGUAACUUAAUGAAGACAAACCUUUCAGUGAUAACGCGUUGAACAGUUCAGGAGUUUUAUAUAAAAAGAAACCUAUACAGCAUUCAUUGACUUAAUUCUUAAUGUAUACUACAGUUCCUGAUGUAAAUAUUUUAUGGAUUGAAAUAACUAUAUGAUACUUGUAUAUUUUUACACUUAAAAAGAAUCAAAUCUGUUGUAGAUUUACUGGACAGUGAAGGCUGCUCCAGAGUUUGUGUACUGAGACCUGUUUUGUGCCUCUACUAACUGAUCUACAGGCUAGGUCAGUGUUACCAGUAACCAAAGGACAUAAUCUGCCUUUGAAUAACAUGGAACAAGAACUAAAAUUUUCUGUCAGGGAACAUUCUCAUAUUUAUUUUGUGGAAUUGUCAGUUUCUGUCGAGAGAUGUGUUGAGGUUGGUUUCCUUGGACUUUUUUAAACUAGCCCCAAGUUUUGGGUGUGAUUUCAACAUCUCUAAAAAAAAGUGAUAAUUAUAGUGAACAUUAUAUAAUUAUCAAUGUCUUCAUAUAUCUUAGAUGCUCUCUAUAUUUUAGGAGAGUACAGUUACUUGGACAUACAUUUUGCCAAACACGUGUAACUUAUUGUAUUCCUACUACCACAUACUCAGUACUAUUAAAAAUUUUAACAGAAAAGUCUGAGCAUUGUUUUAUACUUCUAGUCUCAAGUUUCUUAAUUCUCAUCCCUAUGGUCAAGAAUUAUAUUGCCAAGUUGAAAUGAAAUGAAAUGUCCCAUUAAUCUUCCUGUUGGCAAUGCCUGUUUUUCUGGACAAAUCUACAGA
Molecule: messenger RNA, 3395 nt
Organism: Stylophora pistillata
Lineage: Eukaryota; Metazoa; Cnidaria; Anthozoa; Scleractinia; Pocilloporidae
Product: protein FAM117B
Source: RefSeq, a predicted model, not a curated record